AUGCCUUUGUUGUUCCCUUUACUUGCAAGCAUAGCAAAGGGUCUCGACCCGCACGUUGUCUUCGAUGAACAAUCGGCUAUAAAAUGCGGGUUGAGGCGGAAUAGAAACCUUAUGUCUCUCCGCUCUGAAAUCCUCGUCGUUGGUGCAGGCCCUUCGGGUCUAGUUAUGGCGCUUGCGUUGCUCAGAAACGGCGUUUCAGUGCGGCUGAUUGACCGAGAACCGACAUCUCGACUGGGCCAACGUGGAGCAGGCAUAAUGCCGCGCUCCCUUGAACUUUUCCACGCCCUCGGAAUCAGUGAAGAUAUUCUCAAACGUGCUAUCCCUGCCCCUCAGGCAGUCGUGUACCAAAUGCCUGGCGGAAUCCAACCUCUCAGCAAGUUCGAUAUGUGGCCACCCGUUGAAGCCACCACGAAAUUUCCCUUCCCCAAUGUAGUCAUGCUGGGUCAAGACCAUCUUGAACAAAUACUUCGGAGUGAGCUCCAUAAACUUGGAUGCGCUAUCGAAUGGGGCACUUCUCUGGUUUCUUUUGAGCAAGGGCCAGAUGAGGUUCGCGCUGUUCUGGCCCGUGCCGACAGUCAAACCACAGAAACGCAGACAUUUGGGUAUUUAGUAGGAACAGACGGAGCUCGCGGUGUUGUUCGCAAAGCACUUGGGUUGACCUUUCUCGGGGAGACGAGCAAUGCACAUAAUCUGGUCGUGGGAGAUGUCAUGGUACAUGGCCUCGACCCCAAGCUAUGGCACAUGUGGGGGCAAUUCGAAAACAACUGGCUCAGUUUAAGGCCAACCGAAGUCCCAUUCAUGUUCUCCUUCUUGUUGUCUGGACCCGAGAUCGACCACUCCUAUAUCGUACAGAAUCCGGCCUCCCUUGGCAGUGUCUUCGUCGAAUAUACUGGAAGGAGGAAAGACCUAGUCUUUGGCGAUGUGGUCUGGCUCUCGACAUACCGCCCCAAUGUUAGGAUGGUCAACAAAUUCAGCUCCGGUCGUGUAUUUGUGGCUGGAGACAGUGCGCAUAUUCACAGUGUUACCGGUGGACAGGGUAUGAACGUCGGAAUCCAAGACUCCUUCAACCUGGGGUGGAAGUUGGCGCUGGUCGCUCGCGGCCUUUCUCCGGAAUCAUUACUUGCGACUUACAACGAAGAACGAACUCCUGUCGUCGCGGCAAUGCUUAACCAAAUCACCGCUCUUCUCCAAGAAACACAAAAUGACAAGAACCAGAUAGCCAACCCUCGCAGGGCGCGCACGGCUAUCUCUGCUUGGAAGUACAACGGCGGUGUUCUCCAACUGGGAGUCAACUGUCGAUGGAGUUCCAUUGUGUUUGACGAGCAGUCACAUGAUGACAUCGAGUUUGAAGAAGAUCUGGCAGAUUUUGAUCAAGACUUUGCAUAUGACGAAGACGAGGAAGAUGAAGAAGACUUUUCUUCCGCAAACGACGCGUUAAUUCAGAGACCAUUGCGAGCAGGUGAUCGCGCACCUGAUGCGCCACAGCUUGUUGCCAUCAAACAUCCAAACUCUUCCCGGCCAUCAAAUCGGUUCUUCGACAUCUUCAGUCCAUCCAAACACACGGUGCUGAUUUUCAGCAACAACCCUAAUCGAUGCCUGCCUGCCAUGCGUCUGUUGGGCUCUUUUCCCCAUAGCGAAAUCCAAUCUGCUGUUGUUGUUCGGCCACGUACGGCCGUGAGCGAAUCGGUACCCCCUCUGGUGGACUGGAUUGUUGAGGAUCAUGCGGGACAUGCCUACUCAACCUAUUCGUUUCGUGAAGGCUGCGAUAUCGUUGUCGUUCGCCCUGAUGGGCUACUUGGAGCAGUCGUUCGUAGCGGCAGGGGUCUGUUAGAAUACUUUGACGGCAUUUUUAAACGCUCCUCCUAA
Molecule: messenger RNA, 1866 nt
Organism: Mycena indigotica
Lineage: Eukaryota; Fungi; Basidiomycota; Agaricomycetes; Agaricales; Mycenaceae
Product: FAD-binding-3 domain-containing protein
Exons: 8
Coding region: 1-1866 (621 amino acids)
Molecular function (GO): FAD binding
Source: RefSeq, a predicted model, not a curated record